AUGGCGGCUGCGGCGGGGAGUCGGAGCGCGUCGUCCGGAUUAACGGCAGCCGCGGGCGGUGCUGCGGUUCCAGGCAGCCCGGAGUUGGGGUAUCUGGCGGGGGAGGCUGGGGAGCACAAGGCUGACUGGAGGCGCAAGCAGCUGCGCAAAGUGCGGAGUGUGGAGCUGGAUAAGCUGGCCGGGAGAGCCGAGUCCGAGCUGCUCAGCACACUGGGACCAGCCGGGGAACACGAGUCCGGCACCGCGUACACCGGCACGGCUGGGGAAACCGAGGACACCAUGGGGAGCCACAGCACCGGCCGUGACAUGGAGAAUAAAGAAACACUCAGGGGGUUACAGAAAAUGGAUGACCGCCCAGAGGAGCGCAUGAUCAGGGAGAAACUCAAGGCAACAUGUAUGCCAGCCUGGAAACAUGAAUGGCUGGAGAGGAGGAGCAAACGUGGCCCUGUGGUAGUAAAACCAAUUCCUGUGAAGCCAGAUGGCUCAGAGUCUUCCAAACUGGAUUCUAAUGGUGGUGGUUCAUUAACUGGAUCGUCUCCCUCUCAGAAAGGGAGACGUAGUCCUUCUCCUAGUAGUUCUUCCAGCUCUUCCAAAUCCUCAAAGCCAGAAUCUCCAGGAGUGAGGAGGAGAGGAAUAUCUCCCAUCCCUUUUCAGAGCGGCCGUAUAACACCACCUCGAAGAGCACCUUCUCCUGAUGGUUUUUCUCCGUACAGCCCAGAGGAAACUAAUCGCAGGGUCAACAAAGUAAUGAGAGCAAGACUUUAUUUGCUGCAGCAAAUAGGCCCCAAUUCUUUCCUAAUUGGCGGUGACAGUCCUGAUAACAAAUACAGAGUUUUCAUUGGACCUCAGACUUGCAGCUGUGGCAGGGGCUCAUUCUGUAUCCAUCUUCUGUUUGUCAUGCUGCGAGUGUUUCAGCUGGAACAGUCUGACACCAUGCUGUGGAGAAAAACACUGAAAAAUUUUGAGGUUGAGAGUUUGUUCCAGAAAUAUCACAGUAGACGUAGCUCAAGGAUCAAAGCUCCAUCACGUAACACCAUCCAGAAGUUUGUGUCACGCAUGUCAAAUUCCCAUACAUUGUCAUCAUCUACCACCUCUACAUCUAGUUCAGAUACCAGCAUGAAAGACGAAGAGGAGCAGAUGUGCCCUAUCUGCUUACUGGGCAUGCUGGAUGAGGAGAGUCUGAUAGUAUGUGAAGAAGGCUGCAGAAACAAGCUACACCAUCACUGCAUGUCAAUAUGGGCAGAGGAGUGCAGAAGAAACAAGGAGCCUCUGAUCUGUCCACUUUGUCGAUCAAAGUGGAGGUCACAGGAUUUCCACAGCCAUGAUUUACCUGGGCCAGUGGAUUCUCCUCCUGUUCUUCGUGCAGUUCAGCAGCCAUCUGUGCAGCAACAGUCCUCUGCUGGAUCCCAAAUAAGGUCACAGGAUUCCAACUUGAACCUUACCCAUUAUGGUGUUCAGCACAUUCCAACUGCCUACAAGAGCAUGGCUGAGCCAUGGAUUCAGGUCUUUGGAAUGGAACUAGUAGGCUGUUUGUUUUCUCGGAACUGGAAUAUCAGAGAAAUGGCCUUGCGACGUCUCUCACAUGAUGUCAGCGGAGCCCUUUUGUUAGCAAAUGGUGAAAGCACUGGAAAUUCUGGCAGUGGAAGUACCCCCAGUGGCAGUGCCCCUCAAGCUGCCAGUGGUUCAUCUCAGACUUGUAUCUCAGGGGAAGUUGUUGUGGAAGCCUGCUGCAGUGUACUGUCCAUGGUGUGCGCUGAUCCUGUCUACAAAGUGUAUGUCGCUGCUUUAAAAACGUUACGAGCCAUGCUAGUUUAUACUCCUUGCCACACACCAGCUGAACGGAAAAGGCUGCAACAACUUCUUCAUCCAGUUGUGGAAACCAUCCUGGUCAAGUGUGCAGAUGCCAACAGCCGGACAAGCCAGCUUUCAGUAUCAACAUUGUUGGAACUAUGCAAAGGACAAGCUGGAGAGUUAGCAGUUGGAAGAGAAAUUCUCAAAUCUGGGUCCAUUGGAAUUGGGGGUGUGGAAUAUGUCCUAAGUUGUAUUCUAGCAACCCAAGCAGAGGCAAACAACUGGCAGUCGCUCCUUGGCCGUCUUUGUCUGAUCGAUAGACUUCUCCUGGAGUUUCCUGAUGAGUUUUAUCCUCACAUUAUCAGUGGUGAGGUCUUACAGGCUGAGGCAGCUAUGGAAAGAUAUAAGAACCUGCUAUCACUGUUAAACUUUGCCUUGCAAUCUAUUGACAAUUCCCAUUCUAUGGUGGGUAAACUGUCACGCAGGGUCUUCUUAAGUGCUGCAAGAAUGGUUGCAAGAGUUCCUCAUGUGUAUGUCAAACUUCUGGAAAUGUUGAGCACAACCAGUUCGACCCAUUACAUUCGAAUGCGGCGACGUUUAAUGGCCAUUGCUGAAGAAAUGGACAUUGUAGAAGUUAUUCAACACAGCCUGGAGGAUUCUCAAGCUUUUGAAAACCGCAGAGAAGCAUUUGUGCCACCUUCUGCUCCUGCAAACUCCCCAGUUAUUUCACAAAGUAAUUCCCCAGAAAACACUGUGCAGCUAUCAGGGAAAAUGGGCAAAGACAAUUGUGACUCAAAAUUUGCCUCCAGCCCAGAGGACUUGCACGCUGCUUUGGAAGUUGUGUAUUUAGGGCUUCCUUUAACUUAUGUAUCAAGUGAGCAACCAAAGCCUGCCAUUCAGACAAAACGCAGACCUCCAAGUCAGUGCUUGAACUCCCCGUCUUCUACUCACCCCAAUUCCCUUUUCCCAAUAAUGCCAUCUCCAACUUCUACUCCUUCUGUGCCAGCUGGUCCUGGCCCAGAUGUCACCAAGCCCAAACCUCAGACAUUCACUCCCUGUAAACUGUCUUCUGCUUCUCCUCAAACGCAGAGGAAGCUUUCUCUUCAAAUACAAAAGCACUAUUCAGGUAGCAAGGAACCUGAGAAACUUUCUCCUGUUUUCCCUCAUGCAAGACCAUUGCCAUCUCAUAUGAUACACCGGCCAAAGCCAUCUCGACUAACACCAGGAGAUGCAGGCCUAGCUGGAGAGACUUCUAAAAGUUAUAUGACUCUUGACUUAAAUGGACAGACAUGUGGUAGUAAUACAAGUGCUAUUAUACCAAGUGAUGACACUGUGUUUACACCAGUAGAUGAGAAAUGCCGACUGGAUGCCAACACAGAGCUUAAUUCCAGUAUGGAGGACCUUUUGGAAGCCUCAAUACCAGCAUGUGAUAGCACAGUCACCUUCAAGUCUGAAGUUGCUGUUCUUUCUCCUGAGCGGGCCGAGACUGAUGACACAUAUAAAGAUGAUGUUAGCCACAAUCAGAAAUGCAAAGAGAAAAUGGAAGCAGAGGAGGAAGAAGCACUGGCUGUAGUUUUGGCAAUGUCUGCCUCUCAGGAUGCCCUGCCAGUGAUACCCCAACUGCAGGUUGAAAAUGGGGAAGACAUUAUAAUUAUCCAGCAGGAUACACCUGAGACCCUGCCUGGUCACACCAAAGCAAAAAAUCCCUAUAGAGAAGAAGCUGAAUGGCUCAAAGGUCAACAGAUUGGCUUAGGGGCAUUUUCUUCCUGCUAUCAAGCUCAGGAUGUUGGAACUGGAACAUUAAUGGCAGUCAAACAGGUUACAUAUGUGCGCAAUACAUCAUCGGAACAAGGAGAGGUGGUUGAAGCUCUGAGAGAAGAAAUAAGAAUGAUGAAUCACCUCUCUCACCCAAAUAUAAUCAGAAUGCUGGGAUCAACAUGUGAAAAGAACAACUACAAUCUGUUCAUUGAGUGGAUGGCAGGGGGUUCUGUUGCUCAUCUGCUUAGUAAAUAUGGAGCAUUCAAGGAAUCUGUCAUCAUUAACUACACUGAGCAACUGCUGCGUGGCCUAUCAUACCUUCACGAGAACCAGAUCAUCCAUAGAGACAUUAAAGGUGCAAAUUUGUUGAUUGAUAGCACUGGACAUAGGCUACGAAUUGCUGAUUUUGGAGCUGCCGCUCGCUUGGCAUCGAAAGGCACGGGUGCUGGAGAAUUUCAGGGACAGUUAUUGGGAACCAUUGCAUUCAUGGCACCAGAGGUGUUAAGGGGGCAGCAAUAUGGAAGAAGCUGUGAUGUGUGGAGUGUUGGUUGCAGCAUAAUUGAGAUGUCUUGUGCUAAACCACCCUGGAAUGCAGAAAAACACUCAAACCACCUUGCACUCAUAUUUAAGAUUGCAAGUGCGACCACAGCUCCUACAAUACCAGCACACCUGUCUCCAGGUCUGCGGGACGUGACUCUUCGGUGUUUGGAACUCCAGCCUCAAGACAGACCACCUUCUAGGGAACUGUUGAAGCACCCAGUCUUUCGAACAAAGUGGUAGAGAAUUUACAAAUGGAAAAAGAUCCAGCUUAUUUUACACAAAAAUUAAAUUGCUACUGACUACGGAACCUGCGGGUCCGGCUAAAAUACAGAAGCGUGACCUGUUCUUUUAGCCAAAAAUAUGCAUACGUGGUUAUAGGAUCCCGUCCCUGUGCAUGACAAUUCAAAACCUCUAAAAGCUUCAGAGGUAGAGGUUUAUGUUUCUAAAAUGAAAUAUGUUAAAUAUAUUCUUAAAAUUGUGCCUUUUGGGAGACCCUUUUUCCUUAAAUUAGAAAAUGGAUUUUCCCUUUCUGCCAUUAUUGUAUUUCAAAUGA
Molecule: messenger RNA, 4642 nt
Organism: Pelobates fuscus (common spadefoot toad)
Lineage: Eukaryota; Metazoa; Chordata; Amphibia; Anura; Pelobatidae
Gene: MAP3K1
Product: mitogen-activated protein kinase kinase kinase 1
Exons: 20
Coding region: 1-4329 (1442 amino acids)
Biological process (GO): protein phosphorylation
Molecular function (GO): protein kinase activity; zinc ion binding; ATP binding
Source: RefSeq, a predicted model, not a curated record